This is a messenger RNA of Myodes glareolus (Bank vole), 1810 nucleotides long. RefSeq names its product coiled-coil domain containing 51 (gene Ccdc51). The record is from RefSeq and is a predicted model, not a curated record. NCBI's taxonomy places the organism in Eukaryota, Metazoa, Chordata, Mammalia, Rodentia, Cricetidae.
GCCUGUCCCGGCUCAAGACCGCUAACCCGCGGGUUGUGCCCGGGCGCUGUGCAGCGCUACCGGGAUUUCUCGUGUGGCGGGAUCGCGGUGCGUCUGACCACCGGCACCUGUGGCUGUCUCCCCUGGCUUGUGUAGAACACAGAGCCUCCGACGAGCAGUUCGCCUUGAAUCGAGACAGGCAGCAUUCAGCGGUCAGCUCUAUUUCACCUCACGCUUCGCGGUUGACUCACCUGCCUGUGUCCGGAGACUGUCUUAGGGAGGAGGCCUGGAAGAGCAGACCUGGGGAGGAGAGGAAUGCAGCAGUUCUUCUGAAAGCGGGGAUCUUCCAGAAUAGCGAAUGUUUCGACUCCUCCAAUGACACGGUACAGCCCUGUGUUUGCCAUGCAGCACAUUGUGGGCGUGCCCCAUGUACUGGUACGGAAAAGCUUCUUGGGAAUGGACCUCCCUGUGACAAGGACUCUGUGCAGUCCCAGUCCCAACCAGCCCAGAGAAAAGAGACCAGAGGCUGCAGCCUUAGGGUUGUAUCACCGCCUCCCCGUGCUGGGAAGAACACUGGGCCACACCAUUCAGCAGCAAGCGGCCUCCACAGCCAAGGCUUGGUGGGACAGAUACGAAGAGUUCGUGGGACUCAAUGAAGUUCGAGAGGCCCAGGGGAAUGUCACCGAGGCAGAGAAAGUGUUCAUGGUGGCUCGUGGCCUUGUCCGAGAGGCUCGGGAGAAUUUAGAGACACAGCAGGCUAAGCUGAAGGAGGUGAGGGACCGUUUGGAUCGAGUCUCCAGGGAGGACAACCAGUACCUGGAACUGGCCACUGUGGAGCACCGGCUGCUGCAGGAAGAGAAGAGGCUCCGAGCAGCAUACGUGCGUGCAGAAGACUCAGAGCGGGAGAAGUUCUCUCUCUUCUCCGCAGCUGUGCGGGAGAGUCAUGAGAAGGAGCGCACGAGGGCUGAGAGAACUAAGAACUGGUCCCUCAUUGGGUCAGUCCUCGGAGCUCUGAUCGGUGUGGCUGGCUCCACCUAUGUUAACCGUGUCCGGCUACAAGAACUGAAGGCCUUACUCCUGGAGGCACAGAAAGGGCCUGUCAGUCUCCAGGAAGCCAUCCGUGAACAGGCUUCUAGCUACUCCCUCCAGCAGAGAGACCUCAAGGACCUUAUGGUGGAUCUGAGGGGCCUGGUACACGCUGGGCAGGGCCAGGGCUCCGGGUCACCAACAGGGUCCUCUUCUACCCAAGGGAAAGACAUAGAAACCCUUUCAGCUGCCCUGAGAGAGCAGCUCAGUCAUUCCCGGCAGGUCCACUCCUGCCUAGAGGGUUUACGAGAGCAGCUCGAUGGCCUGGGAAAGACCUGCAGCCAGAUGGCUGGGCUGGUUCAGCUUGCAAAGGCUGCGGCACAUCCAGGCCCGGAACCAGCAGAUGGGAGCCUGCCCAGCUCUUUGCUGGAACAAGGGAGUGUGAUCUUGGCCCUGUCCGAUACAGAGCAGAGGCUAGAAGCACAAGUCAACAGAAAUACUAUCUGCAGCACGCUGGUCACCUGUGUGACCUUUAUGGCCACGUUGCCUGUACUCUACAUGCUGUUCAAGACCAGUUAGCCCUGGGGUCCUCCUUCAAAGGGGCCUAAGGGUGAAUGUGGCUUUUGUUGGUGUUAUAAUCAAUCUUGAGAUGCAUACAGCCUCAGACUGAGUGUCGUCUAAGGAGCUGACCAGCAGGUGUUUUUUAUUUUGUAGGUAAUACUUAUUUACAUAAUUAUCAAAACUUUCUGUAAAUGUUCAAUUAAAAUAUCUAAGAAUUUGUAUUAUUUAAAAGAUUUUCACAUCA